This is a messenger RNA of Solanum tuberosum (potato), 1764 nucleotides long. It is a transcript of the gene NIR, whose product is annotated as ferredoxin--nitrite reductase, chloroplastic. Gene Ontology annotation, molecular function: heme binding; iron-sulfur cluster binding; oxidoreductase activity. NCBI's taxonomy places the organism in Eukaryota, Viridiplantae, Streptophyta, Magnoliopsida, Solanales, Solanaceae. The record is from RefSeq and is marked provisional.
AUGGCAUCUUUUUCUAUCAAAUUUUUGGCACCUUCAUUGCCAAAUCCAACUAGAUUUUCCAAGAGUAGUAUUGUCAAGCUCAAUGCAACUCCGCCGCAGACAGUGGCUGCGGUGGGGACUCCAGAGGUUGCUGCUGAGAGACUAGAACCAAGAGUUGAGGAAAAAGAUGGAUAUUGGAUACUAAAAGAGCAGUUUAGGCAAGGUAUUAAUCCUCAAGAGAAGGUGAAGAUUGAGAAGGAACCUAUGAAGUUGUUCAUGGAAAAUGGUAUUGAAGAGUUAGCUAAGAUUCCAAUUGAAGAGAUAGAUAAAUCUAAGCUUACUAAGGAUGACAUCGAUGUUAGGCUUAAGUGGCUUGGCCUCUUCCAUAGGAGAAAGAAUCAAUAUGGGAGAUUCAUGAUGAGGUUGAAACUUCCAAAUGGAGUAACAACGAGUGCUCAAACUCGAUAUUUGGCAAGUGUGAUAAGGAAAUACGGGGAGGAAGGAUGUGCUGAUAUUACGACAAGGCAAAAUUGGCAGAUUCGUGGAGUUGUGCUACCUGAUGUGCCUGAGAUUCUGAAGGGACUUGAAGAAGUUGGCUUGACUAGUUUGCAGAGUGGCAUGGAUAAUGUCAGGAAUCCAGUUGGAAAUCCUCUGGCUGGAAUUGAUCCUGAAGAAAUAGUUGACACAAGACCUUACACUAAUUUGCUCUCCCAAUUUAUCACUGGUAAUUCACGAGGCAAUCCGGCAGUUUCUAACUUGCCAAGGAAGUGGAAUCCGUGUGUAGUAGGCUCUCAUGAUCUUUAUGAGCACCCUCAUAUCAAUGAUCUUGCAUACAUGCCUGCCAUAAAAGAUGGACGAUUCGGAUUCAACCUGCUUGUGGGAGGGUUCUUCAGUGCCAAACGAUGUGAUGAGGCAAUUCCUCUUGAUGCAUGGGUUCCAGCUGAUGAUGUUGUUCCGGUUUGCAAAGCAAUACUGGAAGCUUUUAGAGAUCUUGGUUUCAGAGGGAACAGGCAGAAAUGUAGAAUGAUGUGGUUAAUCGAUGAACUGGGUGUAGAAGGAUUCAGGGCAGAGGUCGAAAAGAGAAUGCCUCAGCAAGAGCUAGAGAGAGCAUCUCCGGAAGACUUGGUUCAGAAACAAUGGGAAAGAAGAGAUUAUCUUGGUGUACAUCCACAAAAACAGGAAGGCUAUAGUUUUAUUGGUCUUCACAUUCCAGUGGGUCGUGUCCAAGCAGAUGACAUGAAUGAUCUAGCUCGUUUGGCUGAUGAGUAUGGCUCAGGAGAGCUACGGCUGACUGUGGAACAGAACAUUAUUAUUCCCAACAUUGAGAACUCAAAGAUCGAGGCACUGCUAAAAGAGCCUAUUUUGAGCAAGUUUUCACCUGAUCCACCUAUUCUCAUGAAAGGUUUAGUGGCUUGUACUGGUAACCAGUUUUGUGGACAAGCCAUAAUUGAGACAAAAGCUCGUUCCCUGAAGAUCACCGAAGAGGUUCAAAGGCAAGUAUCUCUAACGAGGCCAGUAAGGAUGCACUGGACAGGUUGCCCGAAUACGUGUGCACAAGUUCAAGUUGCAGACAUUGGAUUCAUGGGAUGCCUGACUAGAGAUAAGGACAAGAAGACUGUGGAAGGCGCCGAUGUUUUCUUAGGAGGCAGAAUAGGGAGUGAUUCACAUUUGGGAGAAGUAUACAAGAAAGCCGUUCCGUGUGAUGAAUUAGUACCACUUAUUGUGGACUUACUAGUUAAGAACUUUGGUGCAGUUCCACGAGAAAGAGAAGAAACAGAAGACUAA